ACUCAGAAACGGAUCCCUGAUAAACACUCACAGGGCGUUAAAACCUCCACGGAUAGUCUACAUUAAAGCAACUUUAGAUCAAUAUGAAGAGCUCACUUAUACGCUUUCUUUUCCUCUUGCUCGCAAUGGGUGUGUGUGCUGAUACUGAUGGACCAAAUUCAGUGUCAGUGAUGGAGGGAGAUUCAGUCACUCUAAACUCCGGUCUAAUUGCAAUACAGAGCGAUGAUGUAAUUGAGUGGAGGUUUGAUGGAAAUCGUAUAGCUAAAAUCUCCAGCGAGUCCAGUGAGAUCUCAGUGUGGAUUAGUUCUGAUGAGGCAUUUUUAAACAGACUGCAACUGAACAAUCAGACUGGAGAUCUAAAGAUCACAAACAUCAAAACCACAAACUCUGGACAGUAUACACUAAUAAUCAAAAGCAGCAGCGGGUCCUCAGACAUGACAUUCAUUGUUAAAGUUGUAACAAACGCAGUGAAGAAACUGUCAGCGAAGGAGGGAGAUUCUGUUACUCUACACACUCAUACUGAAAUACAGAACGAUGAUCUGAUAUUGUGGAUGUUUGGAAACACUGUCAUAGCUAAAAUUGACAAAGCUGCCCAACGAUUCUCCAUAUCUGAUUAUCCUGAUGGAAGAUUCAGAGACAGACUGAAGCUGAAUAAUCAGACUGGAUCUCUGACCAUCACAAACACCAAAACUACAGACUCUGGACUUUAUGAACUGAAGAUCAGCAGCAGCAGACGCUCCAUAAACAGGAGAGUCACUGUUACUGUCACUGUUGUAACAGAUGCAGUGAAGACAGUGUCAGUGGAGGAGGGAGAUUCUGUUACUCUACACACUGAUACUGAAAUACAGAGCAAUGAUCUGAUACAGUGGAUGUUUGGAAACACUGUCAUAGCUAAAAUUGACAAAGCUGCCCAACCAUUCCACACAUAUGAUGGUCCUGAUGGAAGAUUCAGAGACAGACUGAAGCUGGAUCAUCAGACUGGAUCUCUGACCAUCACAAACACCAGAACCACAGACUCUGGACUUUAUGACCUGAGGAUCAGCAGCAGCAACAGACGCAACAUAAACAGGAGAUUCACUGUUACUGUUACUGCUGUUUCAGGUUCAGGUCUGGCUACAGGGAUUGGUGUUGGUGUUGGUGUUGGUGUUCUGUUGGCUGGAGCUGUCUACUGGUUCAAGAAAUCUAAACAAAAAAACAUUAGGGGUGUUGAAGAGAAUAUACAAUCCAUGCUUUGAAUGGGACACAGGACUCAAAUGAUCCUGCUAAUGAAGAGAAUAAUUUGGCCAGUGAUCCUUCAGAGAAUAACAGCAGUUUGUAAUCGCUAUAAAAAUAUACACGUGAAGUCAACCCAUUUUGUGAUUUUUUGACCAUUUUGUUUUGUGAUAUGAAACUAAUGAGUGAAGACUUUAAAUUGCUUUGACAUGAAUAGAGAAACAUGCUUUGGUUUAUGUAACGGUUUGCUGUUUGUGCUGAUACUGAUAUUGCACUGAUGAUAUUAUGUUGUUUUUUACUAAGAGCCAGUUUGGCUGAUUCAUUGUGAUGCAGGAUGUUACACUGUGAAAUGGCUGCAAAAUUUUGCAGGAAUGAUCUCAAGCUAAUGAAUGUAUAUAUGCUUUUAUUCUUGUUUUUGUUUAUUUGAUGCUCUUGCACUGUUACAUCACACAUAUUUGUGCUUUAUUGAAGUGUUCAUGCUUAAAUAUUUUGUAUGGUACAAAUAGUACCCAUAGACACCAUUAUAUAUAUUUUUAAUCUGUCUGUCGCUCAAUAAGAUGCGAAUGCGAUAUCUGAUAUGUGUGUUUAUACAGGAGUUACAGAUGAUCUUACUGUCUAAACAUUUCAUUCCUUCAGCUUUUGCUUGUUUAGAAACCAGUGUCAUAACAAGAAAACACAUCACAAUAUUCUCAGUUCACAUUUUCAGUAUUAUGACAAUAAAAUGUUGUGUUAUUAAUU
Messenger RNA from Labeo rohita (rohu), 1950 nucleotides. RefSeq lists its product as uncharacterized. The record is from RefSeq and is a predicted model, not a curated record. NCBI's taxonomy places the organism in Eukaryota, Metazoa, Chordata, Actinopteri, Cypriniformes, Cyprinidae. The transcript is spliced from 6 exons. Bases 84 to 1235 code for a protein of 383 amino acids.